Molecule: messenger RNA, 841 nt
Organism: Teleopsis dalmanni
Lineage: Eukaryota; Metazoa; Arthropoda; Insecta; Diptera; Diopsidae
Product: vesicle transport protein SFT2A
Exons: 4
Coding region: 145-636 (163 amino acids)
Biological process (GO): vesicle-mediated transport
Cellular component (GO): membrane
Source: RefSeq, a predicted model, not a curated record
UACAGUUUUGUUCGGUAUUUGUCAUUUCAUGUGUGAAUUGCAUUAAUUUGUUUUUCUAUUGUAAAUUUAUGUUUGUAAUAAACUAUUUACGUUAGCUAAUUUAAUUCUUUCGACAGUUUAAAAGAAAAAUACUAAUAUUUUAUUAUGGAUAAAUUGCGUCGUGCUCUGAGUGGUGAUGAUGGCACACCUGAGGAAGAAAGCAGCAUCAUAUCACAGAUAAAUGAAAUGUCUACGCUGAGUUGGUCGACACGAAUCAAAGGUUUUUGCAUAUGCUUUAUCGUUGGUAUUUUGCUAUCAUUUCUUGGUUCAUUGGCUUUAUUUUUGCAUCGAGGUAUUGUCGUUUUUGCGGUUUUCUAUACAUUAGGAAACGUGAUAUCAAUGGCUAGUACAUGCUUCCUAAUGGGCCCAGUAAAUCAGAUUAAGAAAAUGUUUUCAUCAACACGUUUAAUAGCAACAUCAAUUGUCAUAUUUUCCAUUAUUAUGACCUUCAUUGCAGCCGUUGUGUUACAUAAAGCUGGGUUAACAUUAAUUUUCAUUAUUAUACAAUCACUCGCCAUGACUUGGUAUUCCCUAUCGUAUAUACCGUAUGCACGCGACGCAGUUAAAAAAACUGUAUCUGCCUGCCUUGAUGUAUAGUUAUUUUAUCAUAAAAAUAGUUUUUCUUAUUGUUUAUUUUUUUAGAGCAGAAAAUCUUUACAUUAUUCACUCAGUAUAUAAACGCAAGCACUUUAUUGUAUUAAUAGAAAUUAUAUUAAAUUCUUUGGAUAAAUACUUAAGCUUUUUCUAAAUCAAAUUAAUCACUGAUGCAUGUUUCGAAAGACAAAUAAUUCCAAAUUAUAUU